Messenger RNA from Gossypium arboreum, 2187 nucleotides. RefSeq names its product DEAD-box ATP-dependent RNA helicase 35. Gene Ontology annotation, cellular component: spliceosomal complex. Gene Ontology annotation, molecular function: zinc ion binding; ATP binding; RNA binding. The coding region runs from base 267 to 2030 and encodes 587 amino acids. NCBI's taxonomy places the organism in Eukaryota, Viridiplantae, Streptophyta, Magnoliopsida, Malvales, Malvaceae. Gene Ontology annotation, biological process: mRNA splicing, via spliceosome. The transcript is spliced from 3 exons. The record is from RefSeq and is a predicted model, not a curated record.
UGUAGAUAUUGACAAAUGACAAGUUGUUCAAAGCAGCGAGCCCAUUGGACCGCUCUCUACAGUUUGGAGUUGGGUCUUCGACUAAUCCUAGAUCCUUCUUACAACCUUGCCCGACUCAUCUCAUCUCUCUCUCACUUAAUCAAUUGGACACGGCGACACCCACCCGCUUUCCGCCAGUGCACCGUCUCCGCCUGCCGCCGCCUCGUUGCUUUACCCAAAAAGAUUAUAAUUUAGGGGGUUUUUUGGGCGAUACAGAAAAUUAGAAAAUGGAGGAAGAUGAUGAUUACGUUGAGUAUAUUCCGGUAGCGAAACGCCGCGCUAUGGAAGCUCAAAAAAUCCUACAGAGAAAAGGCAAGGCUUCUGCGCUUGACGAUGAAACUGAAAAAGCCAAUGUGGCCGAAGUGAAACCUAGUUUACUUAUAAAAGCAACUCAGCUUAAAAAGGAUCAACCUGAGAUCAGUCAAAUGGAACAAAUUGUACAACAAGAAAAAGAGAUGAUUGAACAUUUAUCUGAUAGGAAAACCCUCAUGUCUGUUCGGGAAUUGGCAAAAGGGAUUACUUAUACGGAACCCUUGUUGACUGGGUGGAAACCACCUUUGCAUAUUCGAAGGAUGUCUCGAAAAGAUAGGGAUUUGAUUCGAAAGCAAUGGCAUAUUAUCGUUGACGGGGACGAAAUUCCUCCUCCUAUUAAGAAUUUUAAAGAUAUGAAGUUUCCAGACCCAAUAUUGAAGAAGUUAAAGGCAAAGGGAAUUGUGCAGCCGACUCCAAUUCAAGUCCAAGGUCUGCCUGUUAUCUUGUCUGGGAGAGAUAUGAUUGGGAUUGCGUUUACAGGGUCAGGGAAAACACUUGUAUUUGUGCUUCCGUUGAUUAUGAUUGCGUUGCAGGAGGAGAUGAUGAUGCCAAUUCUUCCAGGAGAAGGCCCUUUUGGGUUGAUCGUCUGUCCUUCAAGGGAGCUUGCUAGGCAGACAUAUGAAGUGGUGGAGCAAUUUUUGAUACCUAUGAGGGAGAAUGGAUAUCCCGUACUCAGGCCAUUGCUUUGUAUUGGUGGUGUAGAUAUGAGGUCUCAGUUGGAUGUUGUGAAGAAAGGGGUUCACAUUGUUGUUGCUACUCCCGGGAGGUUGAAGGAUAUGCUUGCCAAGAAGAAGAUGAGUUUAGACAAUUGCAGGUAUUUGACAUUGGAUGAAGCAGAUAGACUAGUGGAUUUAGGCUUUGAAGAUGACAUUAGAGAAGUGUUUGACCAUUUUAAGGCUCAAAGGCAAACCCUUUUGUUCUCUGCUACCAUGCCUACCAAAAUUCAGAACUUCGCCAGAAGUGCUUUAGUAAAGCCAGUGACUGUUAAUGUUGGGAGAGCUGGAGCUGCAAAUCUUGAUGUGAUUCAGGAGGUCGAGUAUGUGAAGCAAGAGGCAAAGAUAGUCUACCUCCUUGAAUGCCUGCAAAAGACUCCUCCACCUGUUUUAAUAUUUUGUGAGAAUAAGGCUGACGUGGAUGACAUCCAUGAAUAUCUCCUGCUGAAAGGAGUUGAAGCUGUGGCAAUUCAUGGAGGCAAGGACCAAGAAGAGAGAGAGCACGCGAUUUCAUCCUUCAAAGCUGGCAAGAAGGAUGUGUUAGUAGCAACUGAUGUUGCAUCUAAAGGUUUGGAUUUUCCUGAUAUUCAACACGUGAUCAAUUAUGAUAUGCCUGCAGAAAUUGAAAACUAUGUCCACAGAAUAGGACGAACAGGAAGAUGUGGUAAAACGGGAAUUGCAACCACAUUUAUAAACAAGAAUCAAAGUGAGACAACCCUGCUUGAUUUGAAACACCUAUUGCAAGAAGCCAAACAGAGGAUCCCGCCCGUCUUAGCUGAGCUCAGUGAUCCAAUGGAAGAUGUGGAUGCAAUCACCAAUGCAAGUGGCGUAAAGGGGUGUGCUUAUUGUGGUGGGUUGGGCCAUCGUAUCCGAGAUUGCCCCAAGUUAGAGCAUCAGAAAAGCAUGGCUAUUGCAAAUUCCAGAAGGGAUUAUUUUGGGUCUGGUGGUUACAGAGGAGAAAUUUGAUUUAUGUUUUUAAGUGCUCUGAAUUCGUUUUGGUUUAUAUCAAACAUAAAGAAUGUAGGAAUGAAUCCCCUUUUCAUCUUGAGUUGUGGGGGCCUUAAUGCAAAUUGUGUUUCUUUCUUUGACGUGAAUACUACGUUCAAUUAUGGCGAAAAUAGAA